AUGUUGUUCAAGAGCAAUCUCCUUCUCCCGGUACUCGUCUCUUCUGCGGCGGCAGCGCCUAGCUCUCACAAACAUACUGCUGCUGUGAAUACGACCACCUGCAACGGCGAGACAUACGUCUACGAAGAGCUCGCAGGCUAUGGCUUCCUACCACCCAACGACCGUGACAAAUACGGCGACACUCUGGGCGGCCUCGGUAGCUCCCUUGCUGUGGACAAGAGCUCAUGGAAGAAAGUAGGCCAGAAUUACCAGGGUGUGGCCUACGCACUGCCUGACCGCGGGUGGAACACCAAUGGCACGAUCAACUUCCAAAACCGCAUCCAGAAGAUCUCGAUCACCCUCAACGUAGAGGAGCCGACUCUCAAGCGCCCCUGCGGACCAAACCUCGACAUGAAGUACCUAGACACCAUUCUUCUGGCCGACUUCGAAGGAACUCCAACCACCGGACUCGACCCCGACAUCACGGGCCCGUACAAGCACUUCUCCGAAGUCCCCUUUGCCCUCCCAAGCGCCAAUUACACCGGCAACGGUUUUGGCGGCCCAGGCAACGGCGGAAACCGCGUCACUCUCGACCCUGAAGGCCUUUUUCUUGGCGCCGACGGCUCUUUCCGGGUCAGCGACGAAUACGGUCCCUACAUCUACCAAUUCGACAGCAAAGGCAAGAUGAUCAACGCCAUCCAGCCCCCGAACGCCAUCCUCCCUCGGCGCCACAAGAAAGUCUCUUUCAGUGCCGACAGCCCGCCGAUCUAUAACCCCGACCUCGAACCCAGUCCCGAAGAAAACCCCACCGGUCGCAACAACAACCAAGGCUUCGAAGGCCUCACCACCAACCCGGAAGGAACCAAACUCUACGUCCUCCUCCAAUCCGCCACAAACCAAGACGGCGGCCUCGAAACCGAACGCAACACUCGCUUCCUGGUCUACGACAUCUCCACCCCCACCCCUUCGUACGAGGCCGAAUACGUCGUGCACCUGCCCCUCGUCGACCCUUCAGACGAGGACAGCGAUGUAGCCCGCCAGAGCGAGAUCCACUACAUCAGCCCGACGCAAUUCCUCAUCCUCGCGCGGGACUCAGACGCUGGUGCUGGGCAGGACGAGACGGAGAGUCUUUACCGACAUGUUGACGUGAUCGACAUCUCCUCGGCGACGAAUGUUAAGGGUAAGGAGCAUGAUUGCAGCACCUGCCAGAUCGCCUCUCGAGAGGGUGUGCUGCGGAAAGAUAUCGAGCCGGCGGAGUACUGCUCUUGGCUUGACUUUAACGUUAAUAGUCAGCUAAGGAGGUUUGGGGUGCAUAAUGGUGGAGCCCAGAACAAAGGGCUGUUGAAUGAGAAGUGGGAGAGUAUGGCGUUGUUGCCUGCCGAGGGAGAGGACGAGUACUAUCUCAUCAGUUUCAGUGAUAAUGACUUCAUUAAUCAAGAUGGGUAUAUGAAUUUCGGCAAGUUUGAAUAUCAGGAUGAGAGCGGGUUUGAUUUGCUGAAUCAGGCGUUGGUUUUUAAGGUCAAGUUGCCUAAGGGGACGGAGCCGCUUGUGGGAUAG
Molecule: messenger RNA, 1536 nt
Organism: Saxophila tyrrhenica
Lineage: Eukaryota; Fungi; Ascomycota; Dothideomycetes; Mycosphaerellales; Extremaceae
Exons: 1
Coding region: 1-1536 (511 amino acids)
Source: RefSeq, a predicted model, not a curated record